UACCCACUGGUAAAAUUUCGCCCUCUCGGACGAGAGCCCUCAGGCAAUCAGGUCCAAGUGCUGAGAUUCCUAAUUUGGAGUUUUCAACGUCUCGUUUGAUUCUUUCGAAAAGUCUGUUACAUUGGAAAGAAACUAUUCGUUGGCUAGUUUUUUUUCGAAUACUUGUACCGGAUAGCAAACCUGCUUCAUGCAACCUGGAACCCCUAAUAUUUAAGAAAACAUCCCAUUUAAAAUCUCUGACGUUCCAAAAGGUAAUGCAAAGUAAAAUGUCUACAUCAAUUGCAGAAAUCUGUGAAAACACCAAACUGGCACGAGAAGCAGCCCUUUUGGGAAACUACGAGACUGCAGGUGUUUACUAUCAGGGAGUUGUGCAGCAAAUUCACCGCCUCUUACCAACCAUAACUGAUCCCACUCAUAAGGGAAGGUGGCAGACUGCCCAGCAGCAGCUUGCUUAUGAAUAUGAACAACUCAGAAGUAUUCAGAGCACUUUCAAUUCUUUCAAAUCUGACAACCACACUGAUCGUCCUAUAGGACCUGCAAGGAAUAUUGCUUAUGAAGAAUCUAACCACGAUCCAGACGUGUGGGGAUCCCCUCAGCCCAGAGACCCCGACGUUUGGCCGUCCCCCACCCCAGCUGAACACAGGCCACCGCCACCGGUUCGACCUCGACCAACCAACAAAAAGACAGAAAUGACUGCCCCCAAACCACCUCCGAGUCGCGGGGGAAAACCACCGUCCGGAGCGGUUGCUGCAGCAGGAAAGAAACCGCUCGAAUCUCGUUUCUCCAGAGCAAACAAAGAUGACAAAGGAAGUGGUUCUAGCAAAUCCGCACCACCUAAAGGCAAAGAAUCCAAAUCAGAAGAAAACAAAGAUGAAAAAAUUGUCGAAGAAGAAAAUCAAGAACGGAGAUUUGAUGGGUCUGGAUAUGACAAGGACUUGGUCGACAUGUUAGAAAGGGAUAUUGUACAAAAGGAUCCGAACGUCCAUUGGUCCGACAUCGCCGAUUUGUCCGAGGCUAAACGUCUUCUUGAAGAAGCAGUCGUUUUACCGAUGUGGAUGCCUGAAUUCUUCAAGGGGAUAAGACGCCCGUGGAAAGGCGUCUUGAUGGUCGGCCCUCCAGGCACGGGAAAAACAAUGUUGGCGAAAGCUGUUGCCACCGAGUGUGGGACCACUUUUUUUAAUGUAUCUUCGUCCACGUUGACUUCGAAAUAUCGAGGAGAAUCGGAGAAACUUGUACGCCUGCUUUUUGAGAUGGCCCGCUUCUAUGCGCCUAGCACGAUUUUUGUCGACGAGAUUGAUUCGAUGUGUUCGAGACGAGGUUCCGAAUCGGAACAUGAAGCGUCACGCCGUGUCAAGUCAGAGCUCUUAGUCCAGAUGGAUGGCAUCAGCUCGCAAAGCGAAGACCCCAGCAAAGUGGUUAUGGUGUUGGCUGCGACGAACUUUCCUUGGGAUAUUGACGAGGCUUUGCGAAGACGACUUGAAAAACGGAUUUACAUACCACUGCCCACACGAGAAGGAAGAUUGGCCUUGUUACAUAUCAAUCUUCGUGAAGUUAAAGUAGCAGAAGACGGCGUGGAUCUGGAUGCUAUAGCGGAGUUGCUGGAUGGAUAUUCGGGUGCUGAUAUUACCAAUGUUUGCAGGGAUGCUUCUAUGAUGUCAAUGAGAAGACGAAUUGCAGGUCUUCGCCCCGACCAAAUUCGCCAAUUAGCCAAAGAGGAACUCGAUCUGCCCGUCACUAUGGAAGAUUUUAUGGCAGCAGUUGAGAAGUGCAACAAGAGUGUUUCUGCUGACGAUUUGGAACGAUACGAACGCUGGAUGCGUGAGUUUGGGUCUUCUUAGAAGAGAAACUAUAAAGCUUGUGCAUGCCUGCCCGUCGAAAUUCGGGAAAUUAUCAAUUGUCGAAAUUAAUUUUUGCUUCAUUUAAUAUUUGCUUUUAAGUUAUUUAUUUUCAUCUUUCAAGAAACGCGUGUAAAUCAUUUUUUUUUAUCAAUACAAAAUUGAACAAAUAGUGA
Daphnia carinata is the source of this 2011-nucleotide messenger RNA. It is a transcript of the gene Kat60, whose product is annotated as katanin p60 ATPase-containing subunit A-like 1. Gene Ontology annotation, biological process: microtubule severing. Bases 255 to 1838 code for a protein of 527 amino acids. Gene Ontology annotation, cellular component: microtubule cytoskeleton. Gene Ontology annotation, molecular function: microtubule severing ATPase activity; ATP binding; microtubule binding. The record is from RefSeq and is a predicted model, not a curated record. NCBI's taxonomy places the organism in Eukaryota, Metazoa, Arthropoda, Branchiopoda, Diplostraca, Daphniidae. The transcript has 8 exons.